Molecule: messenger RNA, 1032 nt
Organism: Aspergillus wentii DTO 134E9
Lineage: Eukaryota; Fungi; Ascomycota; Eurotiomycetes; Eurotiales; Aspergillaceae
Product: zinc-binding alcohol dehydrogenase family protein
Exons: 1
Coding region: 1-1032 (343 amino acids)
Molecular function (GO): oxidoreductase activity, acting on NAD(P)H
Source: RefSeq, a predicted model, not a curated record
AUGACCCAAUCAAACGUCUCCCUCUACGUCGACGAAAACACCAACCUUCUCGUCCGCCACGGCCCCAUCCCCGAACCAUCCGAUGGUGAAAUCCUCAUCCAAACCAGCUACUCGGGCAUAAACCCCGCAGACGUGAAACAUGCAACUCAACUCGGAAUCUAUCCCGCCGUAAUGGGCUACGACUUUUGUGGGAAGGUCAUAAAAACUACCCCAUCAUCCCAAUUCACCAUAGGGGAUUGUAUCGCAGGAUAUACACCAACUGGCCUGGGCCGUCCGGAAAAGUACGGAACGCAUCAAUCGUAUCUUGUCUGUCGGGAGGAUAUGGUAUUCCGGGUUCCUGGGCAUCUGCCAGAACACCAUGCUGCUUGUUUGGCGGUGGUGGCGAUGACUGCUGCGGAUGGGCUGUAUAAUCUGGUCAGGCUGCCUCUGCCGACGGAGGGGAAAGCGAACUCGGGAUUGUUGAUUUGGGGUGCGUCAAGCAGUGUCGGUGUUUGUGCUGUUCAAUUCGCGUCUGCUAGUGGUGUGUUUCCUAUUAUUGUCACGGCGUCUCCGGGGCGUCAUGAUAUGCUUAAAAGGCUCGGUGCUACGCACUGCUUUGACUAUAAGUCUCCUUCUAUCGUCUCGGAUAUACAAACUGUGACUGGAAAUGGACCAAUCGCACAUGCAUUCGACACAGUCGGAGGUCCAGGGUCAGCUGAAUCAAUGGCAGACUGCGUAUCAGAUACUACAUCUCUCCUGUCAGUGGUUGUGCAGCGUGACCCGAGAUUCAAAAUGCCUCUUGCAACAACGCAGGACGGUGUGAGUCUUCGUAUCCAGGGUGUGCCUCAUCCAAUUACAAUUCCCGCGCGGCCGGAUGAUGCGAAAAGGGCAUGGAAGGCGUUUCAAUGGGCGGUUGGCCAUUAUGGACAGCAGUUCGAGUUGCCGGUUGUUGAGUUGUUUGAGGGGAGGGCAGAAGAUGCGUUGAGGGAGUUGGAGGCUUCUGCUGAGGGGAGGGGAUUUGGGAAGUUGGUUUUGAGGCAUCCCUUGAAGUGA